AUGAACAAUGAAAAUACUGAAAAUAGUGUGGAAGGUGAUCACCAAAGUUGGAUCAACAUUCUACGAAAUCCGGAAGAUUUCAACUUAAAACAGAAACCCUUCGGAAUAAGCGAAAAUAAAAUGUUCACUCUGGAUAUGAGAGAAAUUCCAAUAUCAUCUGCCAAAGCUGAUGACAAUGGAACAUAUAUUUCCAAAGGCAGUGUUACAAAGUUCUAUAUGUACAAUGAGGAGGGGUCGUGCACAUCUCACAAAGAUGGAAAUGGCGUAUGGUAUGUCAAUAUACCAGACUCUAAAAAUUACAGGAAGGAAAUCGUUCCAGCAAACGAAAUAUAUGAGUUGAAACGGGAG
Molecule: messenger RNA, 348 nt
Organism: Porites evermanni
Lineage: Eukaryota; Metazoa; Cnidaria; Anthozoa; Scleractinia; Poritidae
Source: the annotation of a GenBank genome assembly